This is a messenger RNA of Lytechinus pictus (painted urchin), 3568 nucleotides long. RefSeq lists its product as uncharacterized. The record is from RefSeq and is a predicted model, not a curated record. The transcript is spliced from 11 exons. Bases 1 to 2238 code for a protein of 745 amino acids. NCBI's taxonomy places the organism in Eukaryota, Metazoa, Echinodermata, Echinoidea, Temnopleuroida, Toxopneustidae.
AUGGCGCGAAAUGCCAAGGAAGCCACUACCAAACGGAACAGCAAACUUGAGAGUUUUCUCAAAAUCAAUUUGCCUGAAAAUGUGUAUGAACGGAUCAUAGCAUAUGAGCCUUGUAUUGUUGAUCAUCGGAAAGAGAAAAAAGCCUUCAAAUAUGUAGUCCUCAGUGCAGAUAGAAUUUAUCUGACGGAGAAUCCUCCCAAGACGAUUCGGGAAGAGGAUGGUGUGCCUCUUGGAGAAUUGAUAUCUGUUGAACUGGUAAAUGAGUUCCCCGAGUUUCUGAAUGGAGAAGAAAGGGACAACUGCCAGCACAUCCACAUCAAGUACAAUGCCAAAAAACCUAGUAAACAUCGCAAGAAAGGGAGCGGCGACAAGCUUGGCAAUGGAACUGAUGAUGGGAGUAGUAGCGGAGGUAGCAGUCCUGUACCUGAACUCAUUCUUACGGAGCCCAAUGGGUCCACUCUGGACCCCUCCCAACAUCCCUCGAGGUCCAGCAGCAUGCGCAGCCUCAAGCUUAACCGCAGCUUGGAUGAAAGUGACCUGAAAUCACUGAGAGACAUGUCCAUUGACUCUGACUCUGACAGCGAGGAUAGACUGUCCUGGUCCAUGCCAUCUGGUGAUCUUGAAAACAUGUCCAUCCACAGCCUGGAGUCGCUCUCAUUGGGAAGUGGUGAAAUGCUGACAGGAGACAAAAGCAAAGGGAAAAUCACGGGUGUUGAAACCUGUCGCCCUCUGCCCAACCGUCCGCCCAUCAACAGGGGACAGCGGCAGCGAAGCAUCGAUAAACCGGAGAGUUUCUCUUCCCAGAUUGCUUCAUCGCUUGAAAACCGGGAAGCGAAUACCCCCACCUCACCACCAGCAUCCUCCUCAACAAAGUCCCAGCUUCGGAACUUGCCCUCACCAGAACCUUUAGACACAGACAAAUCCAAAUCUAAGCCAUUCCAAUUUCCUUCUUCUGAGAAAGAGGUUACCAAGAAAGGGCUGCAUUCACACAUACCUCUAUUAAGACACAAGAGUUUAGACGAUGGUGUUCCCAGUAAACACAACAGGAAUGAAAACAAGGAGAACAGGUUAGCUGACGAACUUCUUGAAGAGUAUGGUAAACAGAAUCAAGAGGAUAUGCACUUGUACAUCAUCUCAUUGUCAUCACCAAUGCUUAUGCAUCUCAGGAGCUCAUGGAACAAUCAUAUCAUUAAAACUACUUUGUUGACAGAUCAAGAGAUUGCUGAAAGAUUAAAACCUGGGAUUGGAUCAAGCAAAGGACCUUCAAGAGCUCAACUUGAGAGAAAGUUUGCCCAAAUGAAGCAAGAGAUUCUCAACUCAGGGUUUUCCAUGGAGAAACUCUUCAGCUUGGUGCAGGAAUUGUUGACUGCUGCAGACAAAUACUUUGUUCUCAAGAAACUAUUCUGGAAGCAACCAGACCUGUUUAACUUUAUCCUCCAACAACUUCAGCGCUACCUUCCAAAGUCAACAGUCAAUGUCCACACUGAGAAGGGCAAACAACACAGGGCAGAUGAACUAGAACUGGCAAUUCUCCUAAUUGAAACCCUAGGGGUGAUGUUUCAUGAGACAGAAGUGCUACCUGCGAGAUUGGACUUCAUCAAGGCAAAUAGUGGUAAGGCUGCAUUGGACUUGCUAGUAGUAUUGACGUGUCUGCCAGAGAUUCCGCAGCGUUGGCGACCGCCUAGGACCAAGGCUCAAUCCCUUGGCUUGGUGACCGAUACAGACAGCUGGAAGACCUAUGCUGAUUCAGAGGUUGCGAAACUAGUCCAGGAACUGACCAAUGCAUCUACAGCUGUUCUCUUUGAACUGAUCCUUAUUGCACAUCAGUCAAACUGGGGAAACGGAGAAGGCAAGUUUUUCAACAUCUGUUGGCUUGUGAGAGUGUUAGAGACCAUGCAAACAACUUUGCUGGACUUUGUAACAAGAGUUCUGGCUCAAGCCAUGAAGCUCCUGAUGCCAUCCCGUCAUGAGAAGCUGACACCCAGUGAUGCAGUGCUCCUUUUCCAGCAGUUCUUUGUCAUCCAAACACUACUGGAGUACAGUCCUCAGGUCUCUGUUCACGUCAGGAAUAACUACAAUGAAGAAUUCAGGUAUUACGUGCAAUCACCACACAUUGUGAAGAAGCUGCCAAAGGUCUAUCCUAUCACAUCCCAGAAUCUGAGGAUCAUUGAUGAAGUCCUUAGCCAUGUCCUGCAGAAGCCUGCUUCACUGCUCACCAAGAAGCCCAAGAAGAAGUAGUGAACUCCCAGACACUGGGGAUCAUCGAUGAAGUCAUGUACCAUUAUUGUUUACCCAUAUUCCAAAGAAGCCAGCCUCACUACUCACUAGGAAGCCAAAGAAGAAGUAGUGAAUAUCCAGACACUUGUAAGGUUCAGCAUAGAAGUCCUUAGCCAUGUCCUACAGAAGCCUGCCUCACUACUCACCAAGAAGCCCAAGAAGAAGUAGUGAACUCCCAGACACUGGGGAUCAUCGAUGAAGUCAUGUACCAUUAUUGGUUAGCCAUAUUCUCAAGAAGCCAGCCUCACUACUCACUAGGAAGCCAAAGAAGGAGUAGUGAAUAUCCAGACACUUGUAAGGUUCAGCAUAGAAGUCCUUGGCCAUGUGCUACAGAAGCCCGCCUGCCUACUCAUUAGGAAGCCCGGGAAGAAGUAGUUAACACCCAGACACUACGGUUAUCAAUGAAAUCCUCAACAAGCCUGCCUUACUACUCAGUAAGAAGCCAAAGAAGAAUAGUGAACUCCUAGACACUAAGGGUCAUUGAUGAAGUCAUCAGCCAUAUUCUCCAAAAGCCUUCCUCACUACUUACCAAGAAGCCCAAAAAGAACUUUGAUUCAAUUUCAGCCUUGAAAAAUAUUAUUAAAAAAAAAGCAGCAGUGUACCAUAAUUUUCAUCUUCAAGACAAAGCACUGGUUAAGUUUAUUACUCGUGCAUAAGUGUAUGUCUUCACUUGAAAGAACUACACUAAGAGAUAAAGAAUAAUGGCAUCAAUGGCCUUUCUUAAAUGAGAUUUAUUUAAAUCAGUCAAAACAAAGAACAAUAAAUCUUGGGACAUGUAUUAAUAGAUGCAAUUUCUUUUUCCUGCAAAAUCAUAUGUUUGCACCUAAAUGGCAUGUAUUGAAUACUUUACUGUUGAGGUAGAAGUGUAUGACCUCAAACAGUUAAUUAGAAGAAAAAAAAUAUGCUCACUGAUGCCACGCUGCUGUAGGAAUUCUUAAAAAGCCAAAGAUAAUAUAACCUCAGAUAAAUUAUUCUGGUGUAUAUAGAAAAUAGACAUUCUGCUUUCCAUGAUAAAGUCGUUUCGUUCAAGAAUGGGUAAAAAUGGAGUAAUGCUGCAUUAUUCUGAAUGAAUUCUAGAUCAGCAUGUGCUUGAUCAAUCUUUAUGAAACAUGCAUUCCUGAUUUAUAAUUUUCACUGGUUUUGAAUGUAUAGCUGUUCUUUUUGGCAGCUUAUCUGAAGCACUUAUUCUCAAUGGGUCUUUUUCUUUUUAAAGGGAAGUUUCAGAUCUUGGAAAGGUGGAAAACGUUUAUGAGCUUUCACAUUAUUUCAUGUAAUUUUCAGGGCAACUUCA